AUGCAGCGACCGGAGGUGCAAGCUGCAAUGCGGUCGAAGCUGAAGUACGAAAGCGCUGCGGAGGCAGCGCAGAGAACCAAGUUGGAUAAGUUGGAGCGGAAACAAAGAAGGUACGAGCUCAUGGGAGAGUUGAUGAAGUGUGCUACCAACAUCAAGCACCUGAUUUCACCCAUGUUCCGGUACAAAAUUACUCAGCAGUACUUGUGGAAGGUCCUUUGUGAAGCUCGCAAAGAGGGCUUGCUAUUUUGCGACAAAGUGAGGCAGCCUCAGGUGUAUCAUAGGCUGCAAGCCAUCAAGGCGGAGAUCACAGCAGGGCCUUACGGAGUAGCUGGCUGGCAAGCAGAAGAAGAGGUCGAAGAAGACCUCAUGGACAAGAUGGUUGUGGAAGCUGAUUGCAUUCCUGGUGGCAUUGACGGCGAGGCACCUGAUCGAAAGCAAGUGCUUGAUGCACGCGAGAUCCAGGGUGUGUUGGACUUUGGGCAGCGCAUCAAGACAGAGGGGAACGAGGCAUUCCUGAAUGAGAAUUGGGAAGGCGCUCUGACGCGGUAUUGCCAGGGUGAUGAGAUGCUCAAGAAUUUUGCCGCCGAGCCUCAUUUAGACAAAGAGAACAAGGAACUGAAGACAAUGCAUCGCCAGUGCUUGAACAACAAGGCAAAUGCUGCCCUGCAGAUGGACCAGUGGCAAACUGCAUUGAGAGCGGCCGAGUCGGCUCUCAAGCUGAAAAUGGAUGAUGAGAAGGCGCUCUUUCGCAAAGCUCAAGCGCUGGAAGGCCUGGGCAAAACCGAGGAGGCCUUGGAGGUGCUGGACGAGGUGGAACAGAUCGCCGAAGAUAUGGACGAGGAGUUUCGGGAGCAGAUCCUGGACGACGUGCGAGAGCAGCGCGAGGAGAUCAAGGCGAUUGAGCGGAAGGCAGCCAAGAGCUUCAACAAUAUGUUCAAAGCCAUGGGCGACAAGCAGGUCUUUGGCGGUGGCAGGUUCUUGGCGGAUGGCACAUCACCGCCCCGGGCACUCACAGGUGCGGAAGAGAGGCAGCUGAAGCGGCUGAAGGCCAAAAAGCGGUCGUGGAGUCUGUCUGUGAUUUUGAGGGUUUGCCCACCCCCCCCCCUUUUUUUUUGGCAGCCAAAGGACAAUCCGACCAUUUUGUGGGCCCAUCAAAGAGAGACGCACUCGUAUGAUGGUUCUGGGUCAGGAGAGGGAGGAGUACCAAGCCGCAAAGUUCAAGCACGAACAGCAGCAGCGGCUCAAAGCCGGGCGCCGAGGGCGUUUGGAGCGGUGUACCUUUUUCAAGGUUUGUUGGGAGUGGCUUGA
Messenger RNA from Effrenium voratum, 1308 nucleotides. NCBI's taxonomy places the organism in Eukaryota, Dinophyceae, Suessiales, Symbiodiniaceae. The record is from the annotation of a GenBank genome assembly.